CUUGUAAAGAUAACGGGUUUCGGUGCGACAUUUCUCGGUGUAUUCCUUCUACCUGGAAGUGUGACGGUUACAUUGAUUGCAGAGAUGGGAAAGAUGAAAAAGAUUGUUUUGGCAUGCAUGGCAAUUGGUGCCGCCAAGAUGAGCUUCACUGUGGAAGUGGCAAAUGCAUCAGCAAAGACAGUAUUUGUGAUGGAAAGAACUGAAUGCAUAGUAAUUGGCUGGGGAAAAAAGAUCCACGACGACUACGCUGACUACCAGUCAGCCAUAAAUGAAGUGCAAGUGCCUGUCGUCUCUCACAGCAAAUGCAUUAAAUGGUACUCGAAGCAGCUGCCCUUUCACCCAAUUCCGAAAACUCAAUUGUGUGCGGGUUAUGAAAACGGCAAGAAGGAUGCUUGUCAAGGUGACAGUGGAGGUCCAUUGCUGUGCUACAAUGAUGAUCAGAGUUGGUUUGUUGCUGGAGUUGUCAGUUGGGGUAUCAAUUGCGCCCAACCUCAGUUGCCGGGCAUAUACACCAAUGUGCCCAAGUAUCUUGAGUGGAUCAAGCUGACCACAUAUGAGCACCAUCGCCCAAUCUCACAAGUGAACGUCGAUUUAGACUACCAAAUUCCCUAG
This is a messenger RNA of Rhagoletis zephyria (snowberry fruit fly), 612 nucleotides long. The record is from RefSeq and is a predicted model, not a curated record. Lineage: Eukaryota; Metazoa; Arthropoda; Insecta; Diptera; Tephritidae.